AUGGAAGCUCCUUCUACUUCUAGGGCGAGCUCUGCGCACAGCGCGGAUCGCAGGGUGCGAGAACUCUACCGCUUUUACCGCCCCUCCGGUGUUCCCAGCGUCGUCCCAUCAUGGCUACCCUCAGGCGAAGAUGUACCGCCAGCAGGCAAUGGAUCGAGCAGGAGCGGUAGCUCUAUUGGAUCCCCAGACACGCAGCCCGGCACGGACGAUUCUGGUGCGUCGAACAGCAGCGCCACGUCGCGGCCGUCUACGGCUGCUGGACCGGAGACGUUGAUUCUGGGAUCGUCGAACAAUACCCUCACCUCCUUUUGUCAACUGGCGGCGCUGAGACUGAAUGUGGAGCGUGCGAUGAUUUGCGUAUUUGAUCGAGAUACGCAGUUCAUUCUUGCCGAGGCCACUCAAUCUGUGAAUCUCAAUGAUAAUUCUAUACACAAGAACGAUGAUGAGCUUUGGCUGGGAUCCAGUGCGAGUAAGAAGGGAUGGAAAUGCUGCCAGGACGUCGUUGCAUUACCACCCUCGGAUCGCGAAACUCCUUCCUAUCCUCACCUCGUCGUGAAUGACCUGGCCGAAAAUGAACGAUAUAACAAAUCGAGCUUUGUUGCAGGGCCUCCGCAUUUUCGAUUCUUUGCCGGGACCCCCUUGACGACCGAGAACCGAAUCAACCUGGGAUGUUUCUUCGUAUUGGAUACCAAGCCGCGCGACGAACUCGGGGAGUUGGAACGGGAUACGCUGGGAUCUUUGUCGUUUUUGGUGAUGGAUUAUAUGAAAAUUUGUCGCCAGGCCUCGGAGGGUCGUCGAGCCGCUCGUCUUUCAAGAGGAUUGAGCUAUUUUGUGGACGGGAGCUCAAGUUUUGUGAAUAGCAUCGAUGGUUCACGGGCCAAUAGCUGCCCACCCGUUUCCGAAACUCCUUCGACUCACAACCGUGCCACUGGCUCGGAUGAGUACCAGCGUCGCCAGAGUCAAGAGAAUACGUCUCAGAUGGCCUCAAACAGUCCUCUGAAUGACCGGUGUAAUGGGAGCAACAGUCAAGACAACGUAUCAUGGACAGCAUUGACAAGCCCACCGAAUGAGCGGUUUAAUGGAAGCAACAGUCAAGAUAGUGCCUCUCAAAUGGCAUCGCAAAGUCCGCCGAAUAUCCGUUCUCUCAGCAAUGACUCGCGUUCGCUAAGCCCCGGCGGCUACAACACAAAAUUCGAAAACACAGUGUCUGGUGGAGGAGCCUCAGGAGUCGGAAGCUCCUUGCCAGAAUGGAUAACGAACAGCAGUCGCAACCGGCUCCCCCCAGAUGAUUCACACGGAAAUUCAUGGUGUUUCCGGCGAGCUGCAAACUUGCUCCGCGAGAGUCUCGACCUAAGCGACGAUGGCGGUGUGCUUUUCCUAGAGGCAACGCAGACUCCAUUAAUGGACGGUGAAAGCGGCAGUGAUUGCUCAAUGAACGAAAACAGCGGCCCUGCGACCGUUCUCUCGAUGUCCACCAACGAUGAUCCAUUUGCCCCAAGAGCCGGCUCCAUAGCUCCACCACCUGCCCGUGUGGAUCGGACUUUCUUGCGUCAACUCCUUCGACGUUAUCCCCAAGGCAAGCUGUGGUCCCUACACCGCGACGGCUUGAUUUCGACUUCUGAUGACGAUGAUCAACGACCCCGGGAUAAUCCGACAUUCAACACUCUCCAAUCACCGCAUGGUGGUGCGCAGUCAGUCGAUGCUGCAAAACCUCUAGGCAAGAGACACAAGGCGGCAGAGAACUCAAUGCUCAAUCAAUACUUCCCCGGAGCCACGCAGAUCAUGUUCGUGCCGCUGUGGAAUGCUGUCAGUUCGCAGUGGUUCGCGGGCUGUUUCUGCUGGACGACUGUUGAGACCCAGGUCUUCACUUCUGCCGUCGAAGUAAGCUCUGUUCUUGGGUUUGGAUCAUCCAUUAUGGCCGAGUACAGCCGGGUUGAGUCACUGAUCGCAGAUCGGCAGAAGGGAGACUUCAUAGGCAGUAUUUCACAUGAGUUGCGCAGUCCAUUGCAUGGCAUUUUAGCCGCGGCGGAGUUUUUGAACAGUACAAAACUGGAUGAGUUCCAAGACUCAUUGUUGGAAACACUCUGUGCCUGUGGCAGAACUCUGCUUGAUACGAUGAACCAGGUCCUUGAUUUUAGUAAGGUUGUGUCGCUUGAACGAACAUGGCGAUCGAUGAAACGAAAGAAGGAAUCACCGCUCGAUUUCAAAGGAACGGACAGAUUGGCUUCUCAUCUCGACACGUAUAUCGCGACAGACCUUUCAAUUGUAGCCGAAGAGGUUGUGGAGGGUAUCACUCUGGGCCUUGCGUAUGGUCAGAGUUCUACCGCAGCAGCCGACUUGCCGGUUGUGUUGUCUCAAAACACGCCCAAAGCUUUGACAACAAGCAAGGUAGAAGUGAUGAUCGAUAUUGCUAAUCGCGAUUGGGUCUAUCGCACACAACCAGGCGCCUUGCGACGAAUCAUCAUGAACAUUUUCGGAAAUGCCAUGAAAUACACCGAUGAAGGCCGUGUCACCUUGAGUCUCGAAGCUUCGAGUCAUUCUGAAGGCCGAUCUCGGAGACAGGGCUUAGAGGAUCUGGUUACGUUGACAGUUACGGAUACUGGCCGGGGUAUCUCGGAAGAAUUCCUGCGCGAUCGUCUCUAUACGCCUUUCGCUCAGGAAAAUUCUCUCGCAGUGGGAACAGGACUGGGACUUUCUAUCGUUCGAAGUCUCGUGAAGGCAUUGAAUGGUAACAUCCGUGUCCGCAGUCGUCCUGGUGAGGGCACCAUGGUCCGCGUGUCUUUACCUCUUGCCCGCCCCGUCGGCGAAGAAGAUCCACCUGUUGAACCAUAUGGCCAUCAAGUCCAGCAAAGGGAGAUUUUAGCGAAAACCGUCUCCCUCCGUGAAAAAUAUCCCGGUAGACGUGCUGCAAUCUGGGGUGCAGACCCGGAUCAUAUCGAUGAAAACUCUACUUGGGCCGAGAUUGGGCGAUAUUUGAGAGAAUGGUUUGGCGUUGAAAUCGUGCCAUGGCCGACUUAUCUUCCGCUGGACAUGCUUAUCGUGGAGGAAUCCGAGUUGCCCGUCCUUCGACAGGUUGCACUUUCGGCGACAUUGCCAUCCCUCCUGAUUUUGGGCAGCAAAGCCGAGGAUUAUAGCAAGGCAAAGUCAGAAUGGCUAGGUCUUGCUUCUUCAGUCAACAUUAUUCGACGUCCUUGUGGUCCCCACAAGCUAGCUCGGUGCGUGACGAAAUGUUUCCAGAACGCCCGCUCGACAGUUGUCAGUCCGUCAACUGCCGUACUUCAGAAUCCAAUGGACAUGCCCAUGCGAACACCACCAAUAAGUUCCGCAAUAACGUCGCCUGUUGGCGCAUCGUUCGAAAACCCCUUCGAUACAAACAUGUCUCUGAAAGAGGCUGUCCGUAGUCGGGCAGCUUCCCUUGCGGCCAAUCCACCCGCUGCACCUUCUGUGAUCUUCUCUCCACCGGAGGUCAUCGCGGCAGCUCCCGUCCCACCACCUCUCGGAGAGAAUAACACCGGCUCCACAAAACUAGCACGAGUCCUAGUCGUCGACGACAACUACAUCAACCUGAACCUCAUGAUGACAUUCAUGAAGAAACGCAACCUCAUCGAACUCGCAUCAGCUGAGAACGGGAAAUUAGCCGUCGAAGCAGUCGAGCGCGUAUCAAAUGGCUUCGAUGUCAUCUUCAUGGACAUUUCAAUGCCAGUCAUGAACGGAUUUGAAGCCACUCGCGCAAUCCGCGCAAUUGAACGAGAGCGUGAUGGCUGCGGGCCGGCUAUCAUCAUUGCUCUCACUGGACUGAGCAGUUCGCGAGAUGAAUCUGAGGCCCUGGCAUCUGGCGUGGAUAUGUUCCUGACCAAGCCUGUGUCAUUUAGGGAAGUCUCGCGGCUGUUGGAUGAGUGGGAGACGGAUGGGAUGGAGAGUGAACGAAGGCAGAUAACCUGA
Molecule: messenger RNA, 3942 nt
Organism: Penicillium atrosanguineum
Lineage: Eukaryota; Fungi; Ascomycota; Eurotiomycetes; Eurotiales; Aspergillaceae
Exons: 2
Coding region: 1-3942 (1313 amino acids)
Biological process (GO): phosphorelay signal transduction system; protein autophosphorylation
Molecular function (GO): histidine phosphotransfer kinase activity; phosphorelay sensor kinase activity
Source: RefSeq, a predicted model, not a curated record